Molecule: messenger RNA, 216 nt
Organism: Ilex paraguariensis (yerba mate)
Lineage: Eukaryota; Viridiplantae; Streptophyta; Magnoliopsida; Aquifoliales; Aquifoliaceae
Source: the annotation of a GenBank genome assembly
AUGCUGCAUGGUGCUUGUGCAACUUACCCUCCGAUGCAAAAGCUCAGGGAAGUUCUCGUUGAUCAUGCAUCAAUCAACAAUGAUGACUUCAUGAAUCGCGACGUUUCCAUCUUCCUCAAGAUGGGAGUUUUUGAGGAGGAAUUGAAGAGCCUCUCACUAAAGAAGUUGAGAGCACAAGUAGCUGUUGUGAGUCUUGGGAUGGUGGAAAUUCAGUAG